Molecule: messenger RNA, 1336 nt
Organism: Yamadazyma tenuis ATCC 10573
Lineage: Eukaryota; Fungi; Ascomycota; Pichiomycetes; Serinales; Debaryomycetaceae
Gene: ORC3
Product: origin recognition complex subunit 3
Biological process (GO): DNA replication; DNA replication initiation
Cellular component (GO): DNA replication preinitiation complex; nuclear origin of replication recognition complex; nuclear pre-replicative complex
Molecular function (GO): DNA replication origin binding
Source: RefSeq, a predicted model, not a curated record
UUCUAUCAGAAUCCCUUUUCAAGACUUGCAGUAGAUACAGUACAGGAGAAAGAUGUGAAGAUGCUCAGGCAUUUACCGUCUUUCAAGAAGUACAUUGAAUUGCUUCUCCAAAAGCAUAAGCAGGGACUCUGCGAGAAGUCCGAGAUCAAGAUGUUAUUAACCGAUGACCAUUACUUGAUGAAAACAUUCAAUAAUGUCAAGGACCAGUUUGUGCUGUUCCAAUCACUGAUAGGAGCUACAAUCGAAGAAAUCCAACAUUUGAGCCCGAAUACUGAUAAGUUUGAAUUAUACAAUCUUAUUCUCCUGGACCGGUUCCAUAAUUCCAAAUUGAGCAAGGCCAAUAAAUACAAGAUCAGCAAUAAUUUUACAACCAACACUGUUUUCAACGAAGUGUUUAUCAUUUCGUUCCAUCAGUGUGGCCAGCUUCCUAAAUUGGAAGAAAACUAUGAUAACUUGGUGCUUCAGCUAUUAAGACCAAAUAUGAGGAGAAUUUUAGAACAGAACAUGACUGAUUCAGCUCCAUAUUUGGAUAAUGAGCUCACACGAUGUUCAGGAUCUGGAAAUUCGGAGCUAGUAAUGCCGAAACUUUUCAAUUUACUAGUAGAAGCUCCAUCUACCGUCAACCACUAUGAAUUCUUCAUGGCUUUCAAGCAAUCACUCAACAAAGACAAGGUGAUCAAGGAAUUGAAGGAAAGUAUCGGUAAGGAAGCUUCUUCUCGGCUCACACAAAUCCUAGAUAACUGCGCUGAGGAUGAUAAAGAGUGGGAAAAGUUGAUCUACUCUUGGUUCUUGCUGACUUGCAAUGAGCUCAUUAUGGUCGGGUUGUUCAGAGAAAAGCCCAGAGGCGACCAUUUCGAGAAGAACAUCUGGAAGGGUUUAUAACCCCAAAUACGCAUAUAGUGUGUACAUUACUUAAAUACACGUCGAAAACUUGCCCAGCAAGGUGUAGCUAGGGAAUCUGACUUUCCUAAUCCUUUUCCUUUUCACCAAUCAAAGCAUUCAUUUCUUCAUUCAACUGUUUGGCAGCACCUUCACCAUCACCAGGAUGGAGUUUCUCUUGCACUUGGUCGGGAAUUUGUGCCUCAGUUUCCAAGACAUCUUCAGGCUUGCCAACAUUGUCUUUGAUAUCACUGUAGUAGCUCUUUAACUUUUCAUUUGUUUGCUUGAAUAACUCAGUAUUCUUCAAAUGCUCGUGGGACGACACAGAUAAAAUGACUAAAAACACAAUCAAAACAGCAAGAAUGCCGGCAGUGAUGAGCUUCUGCGUCCGGAAGAGUUUCUUGCUUAUGUUUGUGGAGUUUGCAACCAUGGUUGAGAAAGGUUAAUUAGGAACGGG